This is a messenger RNA of Camelina sativa (false flax), 1386 nucleotides long. The record is from RefSeq and is a predicted model, not a curated record. Lineage: Eukaryota; Viridiplantae; Streptophyta; Magnoliopsida; Brassicales; Brassicaceae.
AUUACAUAAGCACCCUCAUAAGUCAUAACCAUUUUACUCACAUAUUCUCUCUAUCUUUCCUUAUUACACAAACUCCAUAAAAUCUCACAUCUUCUCUCCUAUCCUUUUCAACUACUACUCUCUCUCUCUCUCUCUCUUAAUCAAAUCGACGAUAGAUGAAGAUCAGGUGCGACGUCUGCGACAAAGAAGAAGCGUCGGUGUUUUGCACCGCCGACGAAGCGUCUCUCUGCGGUGGCUGUGACCACAGAGUCCACCACGCUAACAAACUCGCCUCAAAACAUCUCCGUUUCUCUCUCCUUUAUCCUUCUUCCUCAAACAACACAUCUCCUCUCUGCGACAUCUGUCAGGAUAAAAAAGCUCUGUUAUUUUGUCAACAAGAUAGAGCUAUUCUAUGCAAAGAUUGUGAUUCAUCGAUCCACGCCGCGAACGAACACACGAAGAAACACGAUAGGUUUCUUCUUACAGGGGUUAAGCUCUCCGCUACAUCUUCUGUUUACAAACCCACUUCAUCAGAAUCUUCUACUUCUUCAAACAGCCAAGAUUGCUCUGUUCCUGGAUCAUCAAUCUCUAAUCCUCCUCCUCUCAAGAAACCUCUCUCACCUCCUCCUCAGACCAACAACAACAACAACAACUCCAAGAUCCAACCUGGCGAUGCCACGAUCAAUCAGUGGGGUUCCACUAGCACUAUCUCAGAGUAUUUGAUCGAUACUUUACCUGGUUGGCACGUUGAGGACUUUCUUGAUUCCUCUCUUCCUCCUUUUGGAUUCUCCAAGAGUGGUGAUGAUGAUGGAGUGUUACCAUAUGUGGAAGCAGAAGAUGACAGCACCAAGAAAAACAACAACAAUACAAAAAACAACAACAAUACAGUGUCACUUCCAUCUAAGAGUUUAGGGAUUUGGGUCCCUCAGAUUCCACAAACUCUUCCUUCUUCAUACCCAAAUGAUCACUACUUUUCUCAAGACAACAACAAUAUACAGUUUGGGAUGUACAACAAAGGAACAUCACCAGAAGUACAGUCUUAUGCUCCAAUACAAAACAUGAAACAACAAGGACAGAACAACAAGAGGUGGUAUGAUGAUGGUGGCUUCACUGUCCCACAGAUCACUCCUACUCCUACUACUACUACUACUACUUUUGCUCAUCCUUCUCCUCUUUCUUCUAAUAAAAAAUCUAGAUCGUUCUGGUAAUUUGCUAUCUCCCUACAUGGGCUGUUUUUUUGUUUGUUUGUUUGUUUGUUUGUUUGUUGCUCCUUGAUUUCUCUCAACUUCGAUCUUGAUAGAAUUAGCCUCUCUUUUUUUGUUUGUUAUGUCUUUUGUAAAUUUGAGUGUGAUAAAGAUUAUGCUGUUUUAAACAUUGUAAUAAUCAUAUAUAUUCUCUUUUCGUUUA